Messenger RNA from Bacillus rossius redtenbacheri, 13098 nucleotides. RefSeq names its product nuclear hormone receptor HR96 (gene Hr96). Gene Ontology annotation, molecular function: zinc ion binding; RNA polymerase II cis-regulatory region sequence-specific DNA binding; nuclear receptor activity. Gene Ontology annotation, biological process: negative regulation of transcription by RNA polymerase II; positive regulation of transcription by RNA polymerase II; cell differentiation. The transcript is spliced from 6 exons. The coding region runs from base 418 to 2250 and encodes 610 amino acids. The record is from RefSeq and is a predicted model, not a curated record. NCBI's taxonomy places the organism in Eukaryota, Metazoa, Arthropoda, Insecta, Phasmatodea, Bacillidae.
UUGUUGCCAGCAAUGAUCAAACUGCAAAAAAAAAUGUUUACAUAAAAACAGUUCUGAUAACUUACGUUGAUUUUCUUUGAAAAACCAUUACGUCAGUGAUGAGUGAAGUGUGAUUCUGAUUAGUGGUGUGAUGUGUCUUGCUUGAGUGUAGAUACUGAAUUUACAACUUUGAUAUAAUGAUUUAUAUUUUUAAAUAAACAUUUCAAAUUUGAGGUUCUACGUUGGUGACAGGUUAAGAAGGAUUUAAUAGAAGUUAAUUAUGUUGAUUGAAUGCAAUUUAAAGAAAGAAAUAAAUGACGGUGCUAUGUUGUACAAUAUUGAUUAUUAUAUAUUUAAUUUUAAAGUAGAUUACAAUGUUUAGUUACAGUAAUUGAGUAACCACUUUUUAAGUAACUGAAAUCUGAUGAACAUAUCCACAUGGAUGGUGCUGCAGAAACAUCGUCUGGUGCUGCCAACGUUUUGCAGGCCAGACUGAGCGUGGAUUUUAAGAUUUGUUGUGUAUGUGGAGACCGAGCCUUAGGUUACAAUUUCAGCGCUAUUACUUGUGAAUCUUGCAAAGCGUUUUUCAGGCGCAAUGCCUUGAAAAAUAAGGAGUUUCGGUGUCCCUUCAGUGGAAAUUGCCAAAUAACUGCCAUCACCAGAAGAUUCUGUCAGAAAUGUAGGCUGACCAAGUGUUUUGAUGUGGGAAUGCGCAAAGAUUACAUAAUGUCGGAGGAGGACAAAGUGAUCAAGCGUAAAAAAAUUGAAAAGAACCGGGCUCUCAAGUGUUCCUCGCACGGAAGGAAUGCCUCGAAGGUAAAGACAGAGUACGCAGAGGACUCUUGCGAGUAUUUGGACAACAAUGCAUCCGUGUCGUCCGUGUCGAGUCAGUGCGAGUCGGAAAACACGUACGAAAGUCCGCCGAAGCAGGCAAAGUUUUCAGACGGCCCCGAGGAGCGCGGCGACGUGGACUCGGGGAGACAGUGUUCCAGCAGCCAUGCGGAGGACGCGACAAGUCACCACGCGGCGAAGUCCUUCCCGUCGCCCGCGUCGGCCACGAGCGUCCCGAGCCCGUCGUCGCCUCCCGGGAGCACCAUGUCGGGGUCGCAGACGGCCGAGCUGUUCUCUCCGACGGGCCGCGCCGCGCCGGUCAGCGUCAUCACCGCCCCGGCCCACUGCCUGUCCCGCCCGCCGGCGAGGGGCGGCCACGACUCCUCGCGGACCCCGCUCCUGUCGUCGCUCAUCAGCCCGCCCCAGGCCAGGCCCCCCCCUUCCCACCCGCACUCGCCGCGCCGAGACUCCCCGGCGGGCCGCGGGCAGUCUAGUCCGCCACCCGAAGGCAGCGGGGGCGAUCAGAACUGCGUGAGGGACUUCUGGAGUGGCUACAGCUCGACGAGAGAGGCUGCCAAGGAAGUUCUGCAGGAUGUCCAGCGGAUCGCGGUCGCGCCCCACUCGAUCGAGUCGAUCCUGAGCGAGGCCAUCAAGCUGGAGUUCGAGGCGUACAGCUCGCUGGCCAAGCCGCACCAGAGCUCGCGCCAGCUCAACGACGCGGAGCAGGCGAAGCUGAGCGAGCUGGUGGUCGCCAACAGGGCCCUUCACGAGCCGCUCGACGAGGAUCUCUCCGCACUCGUCGGCGACGACUACAGGUUUGAGACGACGCCGGACCACAGCCCCAUGCUGGUGGACGUCAUCAACCUGACGGCCAUCGCGAUCCGGCGCUUCAUCAAGACCUCGAAGAAGAUCAGCGCGUUCCGCAACAUGUGCCAGGAGGACCAGGUGGCGCUGCUGAAGGGCGGCUGCACGGAGAUCCUGAUCCUGCGCAGCGCCAUGACCUACGAUCCCGACAAGGACCAGUGGAAGAUCCCGCACUCGCAGGCGCGGCUGAACGUCAAGGUGGACGUGCUGAAGGAGGCCCGCGGCAACAUCUACGAGGAGCACCGGCGCUUCCUGCGCACCUUCGACCCCAAGUGGCGCGCCGACGAGAACAUCAUGCUGAUCCUGAGCGCCAUCUCGCUGUUCACGCCCGAGCGGCAGCGGGUCGUCCACCACGACGUCAUCAAGCUCGAGCAGAACUCGUACUACUACCUGCUGAGGCGCUACCUGGAGAGCGUGUGCGGGGGCUGCGAGGCGCGCUCCAUCUUCCUGAAGCUCAUCCAGAAGAUAGCCGAGCUCCACCACCUCAACGACGACCUGGUUCGCGUGUACUUCGACGUGAACCCCCGCGACGUGGAGCCCCUGCUCAUCGAGAUAUUCGACCUGAAGCCCCACUGAGGUCUGGGGAGAGGGGGGGCUCUUUCCUCCGUAUGUGCCUGCUCGGUUGCCGUGCCUUGGUUUGGUGGCAGUCGGUCCUGACCGCUUCUUCGAGGUAAACCGCUACAGAACAGAAAUGGUCUCGUUCUGCGCGUGGAAUUUUCUGUUGUGGUAACAGAUGAUGAACUAUUACAAAUUGUAUCCUAAGAGGGCCAUGCUAGACAUUUAUUAAAGUUAAUUCUGGUGUCUUGGUUACUAGAGAUGGACGAGUUGAGGUUUUUUUGGUUUCUAGUGAAGUCGAGCUGAGUUUAGUAAUUCAUAUUUCGAGUCAAAUCGAGUUUGAGCCAAAAAAAUUUUGAAGAGGUCAAGUCAGUUCAAGUUACAUAUUUUUUUUUUUUUUGCAUCAAAUAUGAUAAAUAAAAUAUUACUACGCAUCCAUUGAUAUAAGAAUUGUGUAUCCAAGAUGCAUAUCUGCAUUAUUUAAAUAUUUUAAAUUAUUAAUUAGCAAAUCAUUAUGUUAUUUAAAUAUUUUAAAUGAUUUAUUAGCAUAUAAUUAUGUUAUUUAAAUAUUAAAAAACUAAGCUUAUGUGGUCUACCAUGUUCAAUCCACUUAAUAUUUGUAUCAGUAUUUACUUUUGCCGAAAUUCGUAUGCCGUUUUUGGCUUCUCACUAGUCAGUGUUGCAAACGUCGAGUUACGUAACUUCUCAAUGUAAAUACACUUUCCGCGGCAAGAUUAUUCGCCCGGAACUGUUACAACUACAAGAAUAUCAAUAUGUUUAAUAAAUAAAAUGCAUGAGCGUUAUUAUAAUAUUUUAUUCAAACAAAAAGAAAGUAAAUUUAUCUUAAACGUUAUUGACACGCAGCGCUGCGUAGCGGAACACAGCUAAAUUUAGUUCCAAAAUGCAAGGCUGGCUGGCCUAACACGCAACCAUUUUCACGCUUCACGGUUUGGAUGUUAUUUACUAAAUAUUAUAAUAUAAUUAUUUAGUGUUUAUUUUUAGGUUACGGAAAUCUCUUGUUUAUAUGAGUUAUUUUAAACUGGGCACAAUAAACGUGAUCUGCGUUUUGGCAUAAAUUUUUCUUCAGUGAAAAUACUUUGACGUAUCUUGUAAACAAAUGCGGUACUGUAUUUGAAGUAAACACAGGAUGUAAAACAAAAUGAAAACAGUGCACACUUUUUUCCAAGUUUUUUUUAUAUAAAAUGGUCAUGUGACAUAAUUUUGUCCUAUAAACUGUAGCCACUAUCGACAAAAUCACGUUACGACGUCACGUUCAUAAAUGAAGGUAGGCCUAGGUUUGGUUGCACUUGUACCGUAUAGCGCCGUAGCACGGUAGCGGGCAAGCGUAGGUUUGCACGGGAUUUGUUUUGUUUGAAGGUCAUUAUCAAUUCUUGCUGUAUUGAUGACUUGGCGAAAACGUUAAGACAACCCAUAAUAAAGUGCUAUAAUGUCAUGAUGCUGGUACUUAACUCGAAACAUGUUUCGAGUCUCGAACUUGAUAAAAUAUGUGACUCGGUUUUCGAGUCGAGUCAAUCUGACCCAACUCGGCUCGGCUCGACUCGAUAAACCAAGACUCGACCCAUCUCUUUUGGUUACUUUAAAAUGCAGGAAAAAAUAUGAAUUUAUAAUGGCAUGAAGGUGUAUGUCAACAGUGCAAGCACAUACAUAGUUUUUUUUUUUAAUUUAAAUUAGCAUUGUUUUUGUUAAGCUCUACGUAUUAAAUGUUAAUGUGUUAUGUAUGUUAAAUCAUGCUUAGAAUUUUAUUUUUUUAAGGCUCCUAGUUUCAGAAAAUUAGUCAAUCCUCUUAAAAUUGGCCAUUAUUUUAGAGGCUGUUCUUGGUUUUCUGGACAAUUUUUUUUUGUGGAGGGGGGGGGGGGGGAGAGAAUCACCUUGGAGCUGUAAACCUUGGUGAUUAUUGUGCCAUAGUUAAAAUGUUAGUUUCCCAGAAAUGUUGAAUUUAUUUAUAGUCAUUUUAUUGAUGGAUUAUAUUUUUACAUCAGCUUGUUGAUGGUACAAAUAUUUUUUAUGAAGAACUGUUUGCAGUUUUAAAGGUAAAUAAUUAGGGGUAGUCAAAUUUCGUUAAUGACGAAAUCGCGAAAUUUUAAAAAAAUCACUUGCACAUGAUGUGUAAUACAAAUAACCUUACUUGGUAGUGAUAAGACGUUAAUAUACUGCAUUUCGUUUUAACGAAAUUUGCUGUGAUGCGCGAAAUCCAUAGUUUUUCACGAAAUAUGACGAAAUCACGAUAUUCGCGCGAAAUUAACCUUUUUUAUCGCGAAAAAUCACGUUGAAUCAUUCUGGAACUUGCACAAAACGUUUAUUAUUCCAAGAGGUUAUAUGUGAGACGCCAUCUUUGCUUUUGUUUUUCUCUAGCACCCAUAGAGUAGAGCGUGGCAAUAAACAUUAUCACUUUAGCUACUGGUGGACAAAUCACAGAUGGCGUUGGUAGUUAUGAGUGUCGAAAUGUUCUAUGAUUUUGUUUUCACGAGUGCGUGUCUGUCGAGUUUAAGUUCUUUAUUUCCGAGUGGAUGCAAUAUGUCUCUCUUCCGCAUCUAUGAUCGUUUUCCGUUGAAAGUUUUUGUGUCAUUUUGGUCAUAUUACCGUGGUCACUGGAUAAGCGUAUAAAAUGCCGAAAGUUGUGUUUUCGAAAGAGCUGAAGGAUUUUACGUAAUCAGUAAAGAAAAAGGCAUCAUGAUGUGCAAGUUCUGUAAUGUGCAAGUCGACUGGAAAAUAAAAUACACGUGUGAAAACACUGUAAAUUUAGAGCAUCGCACAAGGUGAACAAAGCAUCGGGUUCUGGAACUAAGCGUCAAGUUACUCUAGAACCAUAUAUUUCACGAAUGAAAAUUAUUACAUCCAGACGUACGCCUACUCAGUCUCCGUCGUCGCACACGUUCCUACGAGACGUAGAAGGCCAUAAAACGGCAAAAAUGACAUUAUUUUGCUGACCGCAAAUGCGUCUGGUGACGCAAUCGUCGAUAGGCCUUAACUCAAUCUUUGUUCCUUUCUCUGAAUCGGCCAAACGCAGUCCAGAAAAAUAGCGUCACUUCCAUAUUAGCCAAUCAAAUCAUAACUUUCAAAAUGUUAAUUGUUGUAUUUGGGCGUCCUAGCCGAGGCGACUAUUUAUUUUCGUAGUUGUCACGGCAAUGCACGAAAAUAAAUGCCGGCCAAGAGUGCCAACAUAUACAUGAACAAAUACCGCACACGCAGUUGAGGCGGUGAAAAAGUAAACAAAAAAAAAAACAAUACUCUGUACUGUUGAAUAAGUACAGUGUUUUGGUGGGGACUAGUUUGCAGGAAACAUAUAAUAGCUGAUUUUCAGAGAUAGGUAGUCAAAAUGGACUUGAGCCACUAACGUUUAUGAUCAGUUUCCGAUUUUUUUGUAUGUAAUCUUGAGAAUUUAAAUUACAAAUGCAGCGUGCUAAAUUUUAGAUGUGAAUGUACUUCAAAACAUUGUUUUUGAUAAAUUUCGACCAAAUAAAACAAUUAUUCCAUCAAACAUAUACAUGUGUAUAAAAUUAUAAUGACGAAAUAGUUAUUUUUUCUAACUAAACAAUUUUUUUUUCACCGAAAUUUGGCACCGAAAUAACUCUUUUUAUUCACCGAAAUGGGCCUUUUUUAUUUACCAUUUUUCAUUGGCCCUAUAAAUAAUCCUCUGCAGAGUUUUUAAUAUUUGAUUUUAAACUGCAGAGGUGAAGUGAAGAGACUUUUCACUGAUGUGUUUUCGUGUUAAGUCGUAGGUUACUGUGAAUCUUCACCGCCAGUCCGUGCGUCAGGCACUGCGAGUUUAAAACUUGCACAAAGUUUGCCGCUUCCUGUAUGUCCGCAAUGCGACAAGCGGCAGAUUGAUCUCUCUGUUGUCUAGCGACCUGGGGUGCGUUGCUCCUUCUGUGUGUGGCUUCGUCCCUCUAACUAGGCGGGAGAGGGGUAGAAAGGAUAAAUGUCCGUUAGUUCAAAUGUGCCAAUAUGGCUCUUGUUGGUUAACAAUAGGUGUAUGCAAAAUAUAGGCCACCGACAGCUACAACAAUUUGAUCAUUGAGAUGUUUGGGAGGGGAAACGUAAAAUAAUAUACAAUUUUGUGUUUCCAAGUAGUAUCAAUUUGUACAAGAUUUGAAAUACUGAAAUUAAAAGUAGAGUUUCAUAAAACAGUAUUUUUGUAUCGUUAAAAUUCUCGGUGUUGCGAUUUUGCGGAAUAGAGUGGUUCUGAUUUUCCGUUAUUUUACUUUCUGUUGAUUAGUCAGUUCACAUAAUUGGCUGCAUUGAUAAAACUAGACAAUCGCUACCUGCAUUUACUAGUCAGUAGUAUUUUAGCUUUUUUUUUUUUUUUUUGCCUUUAAAAAAGUAGGGCUUUACAUAUCAGAUAACAGGCGUUUAAAAAUGCCCAUUUUAAGCCUAGGUUGAAGGGCUUUGAAUAAAUACUUGCACACUUGAAUGUCGUAGGCAUCCCAUUAUGUUUGAUAAUAUAUAUAUUUUUUUCCCUUGCGAAAAUAGAUUGUGAAUGCAUUUUGAGUAGCUUACUAAAAAAAAAGGGAAGUGUUUUUCAAACGCAUUACAUCAUUAUGUUUCACCGGUCAGACCGGAGGAGAGAACAAAAUGACCUUUGAAUUCCCUGAGUGCUCAUAACUUCAUAAGUCAUAAGAUUGGUGCCAAGGACAUCCGCAGCCUGCGAUUUAUGGUAUUUGCGAGAUGUCAAAACUUUAUACUACAUGCAUUGAGCUGAGCCGAUGCUGAUUCAGGCACCGCAGUAUCAGUCGGCCAGUAUUGUUUUUGCCAGUGUGGUAAUCAUCUUAAUAAUUUCAGUUGCUGUCCACAGACUAUAAAAAUCUGUAAUUUUCAUAUCUUCAGGAAAAAGGAAGCUUUGUUUUACAAAAACAAAUUGAAAUUUAGUCAUAUUUAUUGAGAGAAUUUAUCUAAGAGCUAGAGAAUUAUUAAGUUAUGCUUUCAUAUUAUUAAUACAUAUAAGAGCUUUAAAAUUAAUUAUUAAUAUAUUAUAAUUUGUAGUUACCUGUAUGAGAAGUAGCAGUAUCAACGACACAGUGUCAACAUCGGUGAGCAUUGGUGAAAACUGGCACCAUCUUAGCCCUAAUUUUUACUUCAUGAUGUGUAUGAACAUCAUACAGAAACCAUGUAAAGACUAGAAUGAAGUUGAAGUAAAAAAUUUUUGUAACAGGCUCCACUUUAUGUAAUUUCUAUGAAAUCACAUUAUCAUUUUAAGUACCAAAUAAUGGUUCUGGUAUUUGUUCUAAGUAAGUUCUGCAGUGUAAAAUUAGUUUGUGUGUAUUUAAUGAUGCUUCAUAGGAGUGAUUGUUGAUUGAUUACUUAUGUAAUGAUAUUUUUGCCAAAAUAAUUGUUGCAACUAGUACCUUCAACCGUGUUUCUUAUUUUUUAGUGGGGUUAACACUCAUUUUUUCGUGUUUUUAUGAAACUUUAAAUGUCUGAUAUUAAAAUAGUACUGUUAAUUUGCUUACCUGUUAUAAGUAUGUAGCGACUACAUAUUGCCUUUUAGCCUGUCUCAUAUCCUUAAACAUGUUUUUGUAUUGUAUGAUUUAAAAUUUAAUCAUCAACAGUACAUUAAACUAGCGUUGACAUAUAAUACUGGGUACUUUUAAGUUAUUUAGUGCACUGACAUUGUUGUUUUCAGUUUUAAUAUUUAUUGUAUGUUAAAACUGAAUUUUAGGUUUCCUUACCCAAAAUUAGAGAAACUGUUUUGUUGUUGCUUCUCUUGUUUGUUUUUGUUUUAAAGUAUUCUAACUCAAACAGGAUAAGGCAGGAGGUUAAUGUUUUUGCAGAUUUUGUAUUACGGUGACCACAAAAGAUGAAUUUUUAUUGUCUGUAUUUAUUGUUUGUAGCUUGUGUGUAACACUAAUAAUUUUUGAUAUUUACGGAUCAGUUUAGUACAUAUUUAAGUACUCUCUUAAAGGCAGAGUUUUUUUUUUGUAAGAGUGGACGGUUAACUCUACGAACCAAAAAGAGGGCAUGUAGGAGUGUGAUAGGCCGAACUUCUGACACCUUUUGUACAGUGCCUGGAUGUUUUUUCGUUUAGUGUGGAGUAAUGAAAUUUCUGACCCCACCAGUGUGUGAUUAGACUAAAAGAAGUUGAGGAAGAAGGAUGCUGAUGUUUGAUAGAAGGAGAUCUUAGUGAGCAAUAAUUGCCUGCCUAUAAGGUUUCUCGGGAGUUAGUCAUCAACAACAGUUCAAAAAAGUGUAUUAAAAUACUCUCUGAACUGAUUUGAACUCUACUAUGCCACCAAGCAACUUGUCAGAAUCAUCAAACAACGCACCGUGGUGCAAGUGAAAUACACAGGCAGCGGUUUCGCAUGCAAGCAACAAACUGAGUCUUGCUUUGCUGACUUGGAACUGCAGAAAUCUAAUGCCUACACGGAUUUGAAAUUAAAUAAAUCCUCUAAAAUUAUAUUUCCUUACAGUCACCUCCCUUUGGAAGAGUGGAGCCUCACAGCGAAAAUUUUAAACACAAAUAGUUUACAAACUGAACGAGAAAAGAAUUCAAAUCUAUAUAUCUAUAUUUCAGUUUUUGUCUCAGUUUUGCACGGCCAGACCACUGUCACUGUAGAGGCUUUAACACCUUUUUGUGUCCACAGUCUCGUUUUUCCGUUUCUUAGUGAAAUAUUUCUUUCUGAAUACGACAGUAAAAAAAAAACAGUUAAGAAAUUACAGUCCUGACAAAGAAAACAAGAAUUUACAAUACUAAUAAUUGCAGAGUUUCUGACUUUUCUACACGCGUGAUUAUAGGACAUGCUUCUUUUCAUUGGUUUCUAGGUACUUUGCAAUGUUAGAUAAUACAGUUUUGUCUAAAGUUAAAUUUAUCAGUAACAAACCAAUCUGGAUUAUUUAUAAAAUGGAUGUGAAAUUCAGGAAUGUGAACAACAGAGUUUACAGUUUAAAUACAGACUACAGUUACACUAGCAAGAACUUUAAAUUGGUUUGAUAACAAAUCACAUGAAACUGCAUUUUCAAUCAUUCCAUUUCCUGAAAUAGGUUUAAUUACAGAAGGCAUAAUUUACUUAGCAUUUUGACAAAAAUAAGUGACAUCAAUUUGCGAAUUGACAGCAUAAAACCAAGUAAUAUGAGCUCUCUUUGGAAAAGGUUUUGAUAGGUUUAUAAUAUUUGAGGAACACAUGUUACUUAUAUAUAUAUAUUUUUUUUUUUUGCCAAAAAUAAACAAGUUAAGUAUCAAAAGAAGUUGUGCUUCUGUCAUAUAAUAUAAAUUCUGUUUUAAAAACAUGCACACCAUGUAUUCUACAAGUAGAUAAAUCUUUUUCUUGCAGUUAAUUGUAACUCUGGUCAGAGUUCCACGACAAAAAAUCAUGUGCUGAAUUUACAAUUGUUCAUCAAAUUGGUAACAAAAAUGAUGUAUAUGUAGUUUCUACAAAUCAGAAUGCUUGAUUUUAAUUACUACUCUUACUAUUUUGCAUGUACAACAGCUUGAACGGUUGACAGUCCAUAACACAAGGACAGUUUUUUAGAUGAUUCUGAAACGAUCAUGUGAGUAGGCAGUUAAAUCAUUGAAUGUAUGCCAAAUAACCAAAAAUGUGCUGGUUUUUAUGAGCACCCUACUUAAUAUGUGAUUUACACUGGUUUUUAUGGCUUGACGUAAAUUACUCUAUUCAAAUUUUGCAUUCAUAAGAGCUUCACUAACUUUUGAAUAAAGUUAAUUCCUUAAAACAAUCUAAAGGUGGCACACCUUUUGAUUUUAUGAAUGCUCAAUUGGUUAAUCAGAUGAAAAAGUACAAAUGUUAAAUGAUUUUUUUUUUAACUUUAAUUCUGUAUUUUGUCAAUUAAGUGAAAUACAGCUUCACCGAGGACAAUAUUCACAAUUUUAUUUGAAUUUGUGAAUAUUUUAAAUAUUCAGUUUGACAGUGGCAUCUCGUCAAAAAUAUAGUAUUCACACGGGCCCACCAUGAAGGCAGUUCGCUUGGUCCUAAUAUAAGCUUUAAAUGUGACCAGUAAUGAGUGCAGGAAUUGUUUUAUUUCUGACCUGUGUACUAUACAUAUUUUGUAUUGGCAGGUUGUAUGUAGGAAAUAAUUUUCUAAACUUGCUUUUCUAGUUAAACUGCAAACCUUCGUUCAUUAUUUUCUUCUUUUUCUUUUUUUCUUUUUGCAAUGGCCAGACAUAAAAUGUAGGAAUUGACCACGUUUAUGAUUAGCAUUAUUAUUAAAACAGUCUUCUUGCUUGGUUUCAAGUACCAGCAUGGACUAAUAAUUUUCUCAAAAUUGGCAUAAGGUUGGAUUGGACAGAACAAAAUCUAAAACACUGCAGCACUCCUAAUUAUGGUAAUGUGUAUACUGUAUAGUAUUAUACUGUAAGCAAACAUAUAUAUAUUUUUUAUACUAUUUCUAAUGUGUAUAAUGUAAAAACCAAAGAACCCCUAAUUGAGUAAUCAAAGAGUUGUUCAAAUACAUCACUUCAUCACCUUCACAAUAUAUAAAAUGCUUUUUCUUUAAAUUAAUAAUUUUCUUGGGUAUCAGCAGUGCAGAAUUUUAUUUUUAACAUUUUAUUUGUUUGCCAGAAUUAUGUUUUGCAUUCAAAUAAAUUUACUGACUUCUGAAAUAGUUUUUUGAAUUAUUCCUGUUGAUUGUACGUCUCUCUGCCUAUUACGCUAGUAAUAGACUCAGUGCAGUAAUUUUCAUUAUUUUUUUAUAUUACUGGAAAAUGUUAAUGAAUGUAUUUGCCCACAACUGGUGACAAAUGAGAUUCUGGUGCUUGUAGUGGUACUGAGGCAAUUAUCUCGUAUUGUGCUGUGGUAUUGUGUUGUCUGCGUAACUAAUGAACCGUGCCAACUACACUUUUAGUUGAUUCAUACCUGUUUACUUCAAGUUACUCGUAAUUGUUUACUGUGUUCUCUCCGAUUUGAGAAAAACAUUUUCUUUGAAACACCAAGUGUGUCUGCAGGUCUGUAAUAAUAACUGAAGAAAUUCACUAAAAGUUGCGAAACAAAUGGUAACAGUGCUGGAAGUCUGGUAAACUUUAAUUUCCAGCAGUGUUUCACUAACUUGCAUUUUGGGGUUUUAUGCCUCACUUCAGCUUAUAGCCACACAUUAAAUGUGUGUAACUAUCUGGAGACACACUACUUAAUAUUGUAAAAAUUAUUUCUGAAAAUUUUUUACACUUUAUAACAUUAAUAUCUGCAUGUUCUUGCAAAUAAUAGAUAUAUUUUGUUUUGUGUUUCAUUGUGUUUAUUAUACAUAAGAAAUUACCCUGUAAUGUAAAAAAAAAAUUUGUAGAAAAUAUUUUUAAAAUGUCCUGAAAUAUGUUCAUCAGGUUUCUGUAGACACUGAACAAAAUUUCCAUUUUAGCAAACCUCUUAACUUUGUCUAAAAAAAAAAAAUUGAAGAAAUCCUCAUAACUCCUGAGUUAAUUAAUGUUUAGAAUUUUCAUUUGGAUUCUUAACGUAAAGUGUUUACGUAUGAUUUUAAAGUAAAGCAAACUAAAGAGUCUGUUUUCUUCCCUUAGUAUUAUUUAUAUGAUUAAUGAUAAUUAAAACUAAGAUUAUGAGAUAUGCAUAUUUUAUAAACCAGUAGUAAGGGUAAGGUUAUGAGGUUUGCUGAUUAAGUUGCUGUUAUAAUAAAUUAUUGUCUUAGAAACAUAUCAUUAAUCAUAGAGCUUUUGUUAUCGAUUGUGUUUUUGAAGUUAUACUUCUAAUGCGACUUCCAACAAGGUUGCGUUAAACGUUUAACGCUACCAUGGAGAAUUAUUUGCAUGCAAUUAAAAACUAUUUUUUAAUGAUGCCAAAUAAGUAUAACUUCUCACGCACAUACCUAAGUACAAGCACCCUUUUUUUUUUCUGUGUGAGUUCAUGUUUAAAUGUACACAAGGGUACUCAGGAUUGAAGGGACUUCAUUGGAGUAUAUUUCACAGGAACAUUGUUGUACCUGUAUAAUUAUUCUUAGCAACACAUCAUCACACGAAGUGUGUUGUUUUCUAUGAAAAAUGUACAAAUGUAAACUACUCAAUGUAACAGCAAGAUAUUGCUAACAUUUUUAGAUUACUUUUAUGUAAAAAUAACAGUGUAGUAUAAUUGUAAUAUUUGCUGUACAGUAUUGGGUAUAUACAUCACGUUAUUAAGUAACUAUUUAGAUAAGCAAUGUUACCUGUAAUUCAUUUGCUGUGUUGCCUGUAACUAUUUUCCCAUUUUCUUUACUUUGAUAAUAAAUAUAUUGUUUCACCAUAGUAAACGUUAAAAUACAUUUUAAAGAUAGUUUUUUUUUUAUAUGAGUAUUAUGCAUUUCAGCUAACCUUACAGUGUUAAAUUCUUAACGGGGUAAAUGUUUUCUUUCAAUCAAGAUGUUAAAAUGUUAACCUUAUUUUCACACCGGCUGUUCUAACGAACCUUAGUUCAAUUCCCUUUGAUUCCUUCACGACUAAUGACCCUGUGUUUUCUUCGCUGUAAAAUGUGCAUCUACCUGAAGACGUGGCCACUGCUCUUCUGUCCCAUCUCGGCUGGGUUACAGGAUGCCCUACCAGCCUCUAUGCAGUGUGGCCUGCAAGAUCCAAAAAUAAGUCAGGGGGGCGCAACUGAAUACGCAGAAUAUGGCUACUAAAAAAACUGUGUGGUUGAGAAAAAAUUCAGUUUUAAAUAUAAAGAAAACAGAAAUUUCUUAAACAUAAUGACUUGAAUUAAAAAAAACUAUUUUACAGACUUUAUUGUUCAGAAUUUAUGGAAUGGUGUAUUAACGAAGUGGCAUAUUGAGUAUAUGUAAUUGCAAAAUAUUAUAUUUUGGAAAAAUUUUUUGACAAUGUUGAAUUAUGUUGGUAGGUAGCAAUGAAAUAAGCAUGGCUGCCAUAAGCACAUGUGCAUGUGUGUGCUCGUGUGUAAUUUUUGCAAUUAAAACUGAAGUUAUGAUUUUAAA